Messenger RNA from Quercus robur (English oak), 1311 nucleotides. RefSeq names its product calcineurin B-like protein 3. Bases 259 to 951 code for a protein of 230 amino acids. Lineage: Eukaryota; Viridiplantae; Streptophyta; Magnoliopsida; Fagales; Fagaceae. The record is from RefSeq and is a predicted model, not a curated record. The transcript is spliced from 10 exons. Gene Ontology annotation, molecular function: calcium ion binding; kinase binding. Gene Ontology annotation, biological process: calcium-mediated signaling.
AUCUCCACUAUUUCACAGUCAUCACCUUUGCCAAAAGAAUUGAUAAAGCCACAGCGAGGUGUACAGAGAUUGUAUCAAACCCAUAAACUCAAUCACAGAGCUUUGAUUUCCCUCAGUCUACGCGGUCUCUCAAAACUAAAAAAAAAAAAAAAAGGUGUGAACUGCUCCAGUUUCUACCAUUUCUGUUAUUUGCACUUGGGACAGCAGAAGCUGGAAAUGGUUAAAAGGUAUGGAGUGUAUUGAUUUGCAGAAGAUAACAUGUUGCAGUGCAUAGAGGGAUUAAAGCAUUUAGGUGCUUCCCUAUUGCGGUGUUGUGAUCUUGAUUUAUAUAAACAGUCGAGAGGCCUUGAAGACCCCGAACUUCUUGCGAGGGAGACAGUGUUCAGUGUAAGUGAAAUAGAGGCACUUUAUGAGCUCUUUAAGAAGAUCAGCAGCGCAGUAAUUGAUGAUGGGCUGAUUAACAAGGAAGAGUUCCAAUUGGCAUUAUUCAAGACAAACAAGAAAGAGAGCCUGUUUGCUGAUCGGUUCUCAUCGCAGGUAUUUGACUUGUUUGACACAAAGCACAAUGGAAUACUAGGUUUUGAAGAGUUUGCACGUGCUCUCUCUGUUUUUCAUCCAAAUGCACCUAUUGACGAUAAGAUUGAAUUUUCUUUUCAACUGUAUGAUCUCAAGCAGCAAGGUUUUAUUGAGAGACAGGAGGUGAAGCAAAUGGUAGUGGCUACACUUGCUGAAUCUGGAAUGAAUCUUUCAGAUGAUGUUAUAGAAAGUAUUAUUGACAAGACCUUUGAGGAAGCUGAUACAAAACAUGAUGGGAAGAUUGACAAGGAAGAGUGGAGAAGCCUUGUUUUGCGACAUCCAUCUCUCCUGAAGAAUAUGACCCUUCAAUACCUGAAAGACAUUACCACAACAUUCCCAAGCUUUGUGUUCCAUUCACAAGUUGAUGAUACCUGAACUCGAGAUUUGCGCUGAAAUUCAGCAGAUUUUGUUAAGUAUGGUUGGUUUGCUUCAAGAUAUUAUGACCCUCGUAUAUGUUAGGGGGGCUAGAGAAAGGUUUUUCGUCAUUUUGGCUUUGGGUGUGAGGGUUUUUUGUCGUAUGUAUUUGUAUUCAGUGACUAGAUUCUCUCUUCUUUCUGGAUGUAUGAGGUAUGUGGGAUUUUAUCAUGGAGCUUGCAGAUGUAAUGGUUUAUGGUUGUGCUUUCCAGACAAAAGAUUUCAAUGGUGUGAAAAAAAUUGUAAGCAACAAACAGAAUCCUUCAGGGGUUCUAAAAAAAAAAAUGAAUCCUUCAGGGGAAGAACACUCUAUUGGUGCAA